Messenger RNA from Pocillopora meandrina, 13217 nucleotides. The record is from the annotation of a GenBank genome assembly. NCBI's taxonomy places the organism in Eukaryota, Metazoa, Cnidaria, Anthozoa, Scleractinia, Pocilloporidae.
AUUGGGGCAAGGGCACACAUGAGGGCCAUUGGAUUCAAGGCAGGUUGAAGUUUUUUUAAGGUUUUAGUCAUUAACUAGUGCACAACUAGUUUUUUCCUGGUUCAAGACCCAAAUAAUAUGAUAAUUAAUUAAAUCAGAAGUUUAUAGUUCAAGUGUGUUUGCCCUCAAUCAUGAAUUUACACAAAUUUUAAACAAAUUUUGUGAGAUGAUCAAUUUCAUCAACACAGGUAAACUUCCUGGACUUAAUUUUUUUCCAGAUGUUACACUUUUAUAUAUUUUAAUAUUCAGUUAACCUCAAUUCUUAUUAAUUUGUCACUCAUACUCCCAAGCUCAAAAAUUUUAUGAUAAAUCUCUUAAUAUAUUCAUGCACAAUUGUUUGGUCAGAAAUGUCGUCCAAAAUGUUUUUAAAAGUGAGACAAGAAAAAAUAAUUAUUCUUACAUGUACUGGCAUAAGACUAGAUUAAUUCAGGGUAACAGAAUGUACCUAGAUGAUAAUAAAAAUUUUGAUGUCUUAAUAUUUGUGGAAAUGCAGUAGUUGUGUUUGCAUUAUAUUGGAAGAGUAUCAUACAUCUAUUUAUUGUUUGAAUUGAUCAUAACCUUUGCAUGACUGCUUAAUCACUUAGGAUGAAGAUUUUGUGAAACCCUUGAUAACUGUGGCUUGCCCCUAUAUCAAUGUAAUACCGUGCAACUUUCACUUCAGGUUGGUGAACUAUUCACUAGCUAUCCUGAGUUAUAAUUGAAAUAACUAUUUUAUAACUCAGACUUACCAUAACUAAAGGGUGGAAAAUAACAUACUUUAUAAUAUAGCAAGGUACGUGGUCUUUAUUGAGGUAAAUGCAAACAUUCUGAUUGGUUCUUACUGUGUCAGGAUUUUUUUAUAGGAACUGUUUCCAUGUAUUUUUGUUCUUGAAAGCCAGAAAAUUUGAAUAAAAAAGUUUAAAUGAAGAACUCAAAUAGAAAGUUUAGAUGAAGUUUAUUCCAUACUGCCAUGACGUCAGGUCAAUAUUCCCCAGAAUGGCCCUCAUGCUUGGUUAAUAAGGAGUUAUCAUGUGUAACCCAAUAGGCAUAUGUUACAGACAGUAAAUAUAUUCUAAUAUAAUUGUCAUUGUGAUCUUCAAAGGGAGCUUGCGGAUCUUGUGAUAGAGGCUGUCGAAGAAGAAGGAGGUAUUUGUCUCACAAAUGUGUCCUUUAGAAAAUUAUGUAGUGUUAAUAGGAUAUAAGCUAAGGCAGGCAAGUGAUGAGAAUAAAGGAAAAUAUUAUCUAGGGGAUUAUUUAUUGAUCCUAUACUACGUUUUCUCGCUAACAUUCUAUGGCAGACAGUGAGGAAAAUUACCAAUGAGAUCUUGGGAAUGAAUGGGUUAAUUUGUAACCGUUUGGAAAAGGAGACAGAGAUGAAACUCUAAUUACUAAACAGAGCAAACAGUGGAUUUGGGUCUGAGCAGGUUAUUAAAGGGUGAAAUGACAAUAUUUAUACCUCAAGUUAUCAAGCAGGUCAAUUGGUGUUGCAUACCUAGAAAUAAAAAAAGAUGCUGCCUGCAUGCAUACUGAGUUAUCAGCUGUACUCAACAGUUGCUUUGUUAAUUGGUAUCACUAUUGAGACAGAAGACAUGUUCAGAUUUUUCCCCUGAAAUUCAAAUCUCUCAUCGUUAGUAUUCCUAUCUCUUGUAAUAGAGGGUACCCCCUCUGGGAAAAUUCUAUUGACUUGUCAUGACCUAUUACCUCAGUCCAAAAUGCAUACCUGAAAAACAUUUUUUUUUUACAUUAUCUAUGAUUAUUACCAUUAUGAUAUCAUUAUUUCAGACUCAAGUUCCUACAAAUCAGUUGGUAUCCAUCGGACUAUAGUCUUUAAUAUUAGUAUAUAAGGGGAACUAAAUGAAAAUCUGUUAAAUACUCAUUCUCUCCAUUGUACCUAAGUUGCCUUUGUUUUUGUAAUUCUGACCAGGAAAAGCUGUCUUAUGCUGCACACCUGUCAUAAGUGAUGCUAUGACCAUGGUAAAAGAUCUGUUGUUAGUGGCUAAUUAUAGAUAAUAAAAUGUGUUAUUGUAAUAAGCUUUUCAAAUAGUUCAAAUGUUUGGCCUUGAUUAAUCUUCAAAAAUAAGUUGUUCAAGGUGUUCAUAUGAGAAUUAAUCAGGAAAGUUCAGUAUAAGAUAGGGCAGUCAUGUGGAGACAAGAUCUGUUGGUGCCAGAGCUGUCUUAACAAAUUUCAAAAUUGAAGCUUGAUGUCCUAAAGUUUCAGAAAUUAGGCUUGAUAAUCUGUGGGUUGAGAGAUCUACUGGAUUUGAGCCCUAGCAUGGUUUUUUGUGUUCUUGGGAAAAAAAAACCAGCUAGGAAUAUCAAUGGAUGCCAACAAACUGAUGGGCAAAUAUGAAAAAAUCUGGGAUGGUAAUACUCCCAAUAACAUCAUGCUUCAAAAACAAAGUAAAAGUAAAGUGAGGUGGGGUGGGAAAGGGUGGAAGAUAGUCCACAUAAAGUGCAUAUAAAACAGUGUGUAUGCAAGGAUCUUAUAUCAAUAAAAAUGGUAUCAAUACUAGAUAGCUGACUGUUAGUCAACUGAAUUCAUUUUCUUAGGGAACAAGUGGUAUGAAGUAUUCCCUAAUAUCAAGGGACUGGAUUACUGAUUGUAUUGAAAUCACCCAUGCUGGAUACACUGGGGUAAGAAUUAGAUGAAGUUGUAAAUGUGUGGAUGAAAUAUUGACGAACACACUUGUAAGUUUCACAGUGCACUUGUUGUCUGGGGGUUUUCAGAUGUGAAUAUAUGUCACAUUCUUAUCAGUAACUGCCUUUCUUGAGAUUAUUAUCGUACCAUCUUUCAUGGCAUGCUGAGGACCAAACUUGAUCUUGUGUUCCUCUCAGUGUGAGUUGCAAUCUUGUCAUAGUCAUGACAACUUAUAGGAAGGUGAGAAUUUCAUCUGAAAAUCUGUAUGAUUUAAAUGGUUGCUGCACCAUUUAAAUUCAGUGUCACCUUCUUUAUACCCUUUCCAGGAUGGCAUGAUCUGCCUUGCUGGCUGUGACAAGACAAUUCCUGGUGUCACCAUGGCCUUACCCAGGCUUGAUGCAGUAAGUAGGAAUUUUUAUAACCCAAUAUUAACUUAGUGUGUGGGUGAAAAGCCUAUUUGAAUAGACAAUGCAAAAACAAAAAAGGAAAAAAGAAAAUUAUUUUAAAAACAUGCUUAAUUAUAAACCUGUAAGUAUAACCAGUUUUGACUUAAACUUGUUGCUUUAUCAAAAUAUCUCUGAUAUUUACAGGUUAAGACUAAGUCACUGAAAGAUUUUAAGGUUUGAAAGUGGCAUACAUUAUUUUCAACCAACAGUGUGGUGUUGUUAUUUAUGGAGGAACAAUGCUUCCUGGAUGUGGAAAGAAACAUACAAAUCUGAGUGCUGGGAGUCCUUUUGAGGUAAGAUGCCUGUGGCAGACCAUGUCAAAAAUUUAUAUGACUGCCGUUGUGGUCAGAUAUGGAAAUUAGCCACAUGUUUGUGCUUCUCACUGAAGUUAGGCCCUGUUGGCUGGGGUUGCUAUUUGGACAAUGACUGCACAUAAAAUCCCUUGUUGUAGACUUUAUUUUCUCUUGUCUUUAUUUUUACGAUUUAAUUCCGGUACUUUGAAGAGUCAGCACUAAAUUUAACAUAUUCCACAUGAAACCAGAGUGACUGUAGAUGGCAACCAACACAUGCUUCCUUGAGGCUCCAGCAGUCUUUUUUAUGUUUUUACCGUUGAUCUGUUCGCAGUCUUUCAUGGUAGCCCUUUCAACUGUAGUUUCCUGUUCCUUUAUUCCAGUGCUCCAUUAGGACUAACAUUUCAUCUUGCAUUUUGAUUAUCAUUGUCCAAUCGACCUUCUAUAAGUGUAUAAUGGAUGAAACAAAAUUUAUUGAAAAUAUGCUGUGGAACAGAAUGCUAAUAAUUACUUUGAAUACUUUGACUUUGGCUCACUAAGGUAUUACUCUACAAAUAUUGCAUUUCUAUUGUUCUGAUUGGUUCACUUUGGUUAUCAGCUUAUAUUCAGAGUCACCUUAUAUGGAAAUACAUUGUGCCAACUAGUGCAGAGCUGAAAAAGGCUCCAAAUAUCCAAAAGUUCAGGAUUUAAUAAAAUUUGAUAAAACAAUAAUUCCACUCAUGCUUGUUGGAUAAGAGAUUGGUUGUAGCCAAUUCUGAUAUCCAACAUAAAAUGCAUGGAAUAGUUGUUGGAUAUUCAGUGAUGUAGUGAGUGAAAUUAAUUUUGUUUUUUGAUUGAUGAUCAGUCUAUCAAUCUAAAUCUGUGCUUUUUUUUUUCCUUUUAGGCACUUGGCUCAUAUAGUGCAGGCUCAAUGGACAUUGAAGAUUUGAAGGAUAUUGAGUGUCAUGCAAUACCUGGUGCUGGAGCCUGUGGUACAUAUACAGCUGCCUUAUAUUUAUGACAGCAAAUUUAACAAUAUUUUCAUUGACUCCUUUUUGUUCUCGAUAACAGGCAAGUCUUGGAGACUACUUACCCUGAAAGGCUCCAAUUGUCAGAGCUUUUUAUUCCUGUUCUAUCAAAAAGCAAAAUUUUUGUUUUUUAGGCCAUCUAUUCUUUUUCAGCGCACUACACUUUCAAGAGUAACUGUAAAAUUUUUGCAACUAAUGUCUACAUCAACCUUUUUCUGGCAUCAUUUUUUUAAGUUUCUUUUUUUGUUCAAUUUUUUUACUACCUCUUCAGUGCUUGUGAGCUCCAGAAAUUUUCAAUUUUUUUCCAGUUUUUUACAUUCUUCAUCAGCUUCCGUGUUUUCUAAUUUUAUUUUUAGGUGGUAUGUUCACUGCCAACACCAUGUCAUCUGUUGUAGAAACUCUUGGCUUGUCAUUACCAGGUUUGUGAUGAUUCAGUUAUCAAUUGAUUUCCUCACCAAGGAAAAUGACGUUCCUUGGCAAAUUCCUUUGAUCUCAGAAAUUCUCAUCCAAUGCAGGAGCCCUCCCCCUGAACAAUGUUGGACUUCAGCUGUGAUGUUAGACCGAGAAGCUUAACUUUGUGUUUAAUUGGGAAAGGAUCAGAGAACAUCAAUAAAACAGGAUAGAAGAAAAAUCAUUCCUCCAAGAUCUAGAGUUUUACCACUGAUUGUAGACUUAUCUUAAGAAGAGUAAUUUUACUCCAUGCAUAUUCCAGUUUGUAAUUCAAAUAAUGUUAUUAAUAACGUACAAAUUUAAUUCGUUUGGUUUUUUUUUUCGUCAAUUUGAUAGGUAGUGCUUCCGGUGUUGCUGUAGAUGGGGAAAACAAGGUUAGUUUCUCAAACUUAAUGUGAAAAUGAAAAUGUGCGUGGCUUCAGUUUUAAAUGUGGAUAUUAAAAUGAAUAAGUCUUUUUGUCCUUAUUUACUAAACUAGAUGCAUCACUUCUUUUGAUCGUGUUCUUCUCCGCCGUUUAGAGCAGCUCUACGUCUUUUGACCGUUCAUUCCCAAUAAACAGAUAGACAGACAGGCACACUGGCACACAGAGCUGACUCUCUCACCGUCUUCUGUUUCCUCAGGUGAUAUCAGCUAAGAAGAGGGAAGUCAAAGAGGCUGUGAGGGCGUUGUUUUCUUUGAUGAAAUCAGGAAAAACUGCGAAAAAUAUUUUGAGUAGGAAGGUGAUAUUUGUCAUUGCGCCGCUUUCUUUAUGUUGCCCAUUGAUAACGAAGUAGUGUAUUGUUUCCUAGUGAUCACUUAUUUCCCAUGUGAUUUUGAGCACGGCUAAAUCAGGAAAUGGCACUUGGAUCCAUUCUGGCAUGAAACUGUGUUUGGUCUUACAAAUACUGAGUAGUAUUUCUACUUCACUUUGAGGAGUUUUAAAUCCUUCGUUUGUCUUGGGUGACCAGAAGGGAAAUUCUCCAUACAACGGCUUCUUGAGAUAAAUAAAGAUAAGCUAAGGCACUAUCAAAAAACAAAUGCCUGUUACCUAAGGCGAUAAUUAUUUUGAUUCUCCUUUGGAUUUUGUACUUUAAAUGUAAGUUAAAGGAAAACAUCACCAAUUCAUAAGUAGGUUUCAGGGUGAGACUGGUGUAUAAUCGUGACCAUGCACUUAUUUAACGUCGCCAUGAAAUCGCUGACAGUUCGGCCAAUGUUCUUGCGCCUUAAUCGAUGAUUAAACCACAGCAAAAGUUUUUUAAAAAAUCAAUUUAUUGUUGAACAGGCCGUAACGUUUUGCCAAUACUUAUGGUCCAGUUUACUCUGUUUUGUUUUGAUUCUCAUUUUUGUCAGGCUUUCGAAAAUGCUGUAACAGUUAUGUACGCUUUAGGAGGAUCAACUAAUGGAGUUCUUCAUUUACUAGCUCUCGCCCAUGAGUAAGUUGUCUUUCCUUUAUUGCAAAAGUGUUAUGAUCGCUUUGAGGAGUGGAACCCAUCAUUCGUUACAUCUUUAUGCUACUGUCACUUAAUAGACAAUCCUAAUGCCGUGUCCACAGAAGAUGCCUUAAAUUUUCUUUUGAGCUCAAUUGGCUCUAUUUGAAUUACUUUUUGCGUGGAAAAUUCGGCUUGCAUCUCCCUAAUAUAGCAACAAAUAAAGUUUUUCUUGUAUCGCAAAACUUGCUUGUUGAGUGGGACUGCGUGUAAACGACUGAUACGUUAAGUGGGCCCAAAAAAUGAUACGUCACAAGGGCGUAGCUGUCGGGUAUGGGGGUGCAGCUUCUAAAUCUUUCAAAGAGGGAUUUAAUGAAAACUUCCAUGAUCGGGGACAAGUGGUAUAAGGGGUGUUUGUCACUCAUUUUGUAUUAAAAAUGAAAUGGUAAGGUUAAAAGUGGUGACGGUGGUGUCACGAGUUGAAAAACUAAUUUUAAAAUUUAUUCGCUAUUUAAACGUGUUUAAGAAUGUACUCAAAGAAACGCAUUGCUUUUCGUGCUAAGGUUUUCUGACAAGGCUAACCUAGAGAUGUACCGUUAAGUGAAUUAAAACACUCCAACCAGCAUGUCGUAAAAAUUUGCAGAAGACUGUUUUAUCUUGUUUUUCUCUUUAACAUUCAGAUCUGAAGUAGAAUUUUGCAUUGAAGAUUUUAAUAAGGUUGGAGGAAAGGUUCCACUGAUAGCAAAUGUUAAACCACAUGGCAAGGUAGGUAUAGUCCACUCUCCUCGUCCUUUCGGCUAAAAUCGAUGAAUUGUCGGCCGAAAAACCUAAAAGUACACAUCAGCCCAAAAACGAUUCAUUUUCUUUAAGAAUUAAUCGGUUUGGAUUUUUUGUCGUUAUUUUUUAGUAUCAAAUGGCUGAUUUGGACAAGAUUGGAGGUCUUCCGGUAAGUAAAGAUUCUGAACUUUGUUUAGCAGUAAGUUACUGUGUUUCGUGAAGAAAUUCAAUUGAUUGAGCUACAGAAUACCGAAUCAAGUUUCGUGCCCUUACUAUCCUUUUUACGGAAAAGAGAACGAAGCCUAUAUUUAGUUAUCUUGACCAAACAAGCUCGGUCAAUAAAGGAUAUAUCAGAUGGCCAUCGGUAGAACACAGCCUACACACGAAGUGUGUGACAACUCGGCUUGCGUCAAUUGCUUGACCUGUGUGCCAUCGCUCACGGUACAUUAGUCAAUUAAAGCACGUAGAAAAACCUUGCACAGAGAUAUUCCUUGCGUUGUUGGGAUGAAGACAACGUUUUCGAUUAAACAGCUCAGCUCUGCCUAUAGCUUUGUAUCUUUAUAUGCCUACCUGUGGUAUAAACGAAGUCUUACUGAAAAAUUAAACUAGAAAGAGAAGAUUGGAGAGAGAAGACACUACUUUCCCAGCAGACAUAGCACUACGCUUAGUCUUCGAUAAGAUACUAACCAUUUCUUUAUGAUCUAUGAAUAAUGUUCAUCAUCAUCAUCAUCAUCAUCAUCAUCAUCACCAUCAUAAUAACAAUGAUAUCGAUGAUAUGAUAUUCUUCCUUCCAUCGUCCUUUUGCCAUUUAGUAUUGUGUGUGUAUGUGUACCAACAUUAUAAUAAUGAAAGGGGAAAGAAAACUAGGAAACUUAGUGCGCUAGUUUGUUAAAAGUAGAAUUAAUUUAACGAGUGCUACAAGAAUUGUUGCCGAAGGUUGACCCUAAUAUUGCUAGUUUACCUUUCUGUCCUUUAGUCCAGUGUUUAAAAAACAUUGAAACGUAUUUAUCAUGACAGACUUGUCACUAAGGGGAAAAAUCCCGCGAUCAAAGUAAGGGAUAAUCAAAAACAUCUUUGUUGCAGUUAGUGUUGAAAGAACUACUGGAUAAUGGUUUUCUAAAUGGAGAUCAGAUCACAGUUAGUGGGAAAACAAUGGCUGAAAAUCUUGCUGAUGUACAACGUCUUUCUGAAAUAGGACAACAGGUACAUGGAGCCAGUAUGUUUAUGUCAAAAAUAGAAGAUUCAGCUCCUACAUGCGGACCAUAUAUCAAUAACUGAAAAAGUUCUAUAUUUUUUAUAGUACAUUUUUCGCUUCGUACAGCAUAUCCACUAUUACUUUCUACCAAGUACAUACCCUGCUAGAACUCUUUAUUGAAAUACGAUUCAAAUGCCAACUACAAUGAUAUCCGUUGCAUUUGUAUAACCUUCCACGCCUGUAAAGGCUAUCUUAAAUAGUGGAUCAGCGUUAUACUGAAAAAUCACGGUAUGUUGCAAUAUCCUGGUUUGAUAAUUAUUAGUCACUCAGCAGCUGAGUUGUUCUUUGUGUUGUUAAUGAUGAUUUUAUUUUCUCUGUUUUUUUUUUUUUGGUUAUUUUUUUAAACCUAUAUCUUCUUAUUCGUUCAUAUGUCGUAGGACGUAGUGUUUCCAAUUUCAUCUCCAGUGGCGCCAGCUGGCAGACACAUCUUGAUUUUAAAGGUGACGUAACCAAUGUUGAUGUUGGUUUCUCCUCACAUUAUUUUAUUCAGGAGCACAACUAAUUUACUACAAGCUCGCUAGCUGACCGAGCUGCGUACAGGCGCCUGGACAAAAUGCUGAACCUCGUCCCUCAGACGCUUCCUCGGUCAGCGGCCUGUCUCAAAAGUCCUGCCAACGCUUCCGAAGCAAUAUUAAUAAAUCGAUAGUUUUAAAAUCUGCAAUCGUGCAGGUCUGAGCUUCAAAACCAGCCUUUUCGUUUGUCCCUUUCGGGGCUUCCGAUGGUCCGUUUUAAAAGGCUCAAUAAAGCUAUCUACAGUUUAUACAAUGUGUUCAUUUCUACAGUCCAAGAUACGUUUCUGAAAGACACACGUCGGUGAUAAUGUUGCUCCUUUGUUACCACUGUAUCUUUAAGAAUUUAUCAAUUUGAAAUAUAAAUUUAAGUAAAACGGGUAUAAGGAUCUUCUGGAAUCUUCUCGUAUCAGUUUCGUUCUAAAUAAAAUACAAGUAGCUACAAAAUUUUUCCAGAAAAGUUAUCGGGAUUGUGAUUUCUUUUGCAGGGGAAUCUUGCUCCUGAGAGCGCUGUACUCAAAUUAAGUGGAAAGGAUAUAGCUGGAGUGUUUCGAGGUCCGGUGAGUAAUACAGAGAUUAAAUACGUAUGUGCUGUAACUAGACAUAUUCCUGUUUUGUCAGACAGUUGGUGAAAGUAGCCCGAUAUGUAGAAAUGGGAUCCAACCCUGACGCAAGUAUGAAUUUUGAGUGGCCAUUGUGGUUACGACUAUAGUACUCUGAGUGUGGAGACAUUAUUCCUUUCGCUCUCUUUCUCGAUCACUCUCACCUUCAUCCGGCUGACGAACAGUAAAUGCUUCCUGACUUUUAAAGCUUGCGCGCCUAGAUAUUGCUCUAAAAGUCGGGGAUAAUCCUGACAGUAAUCUGGUAAGACCAUAGUUAUGGACUAGUUUUCUAAGCCGUCGCUUGCAUCAUUUGUCCGAGGGAAAUCCGGGAAGAAGUGUCUUUGUAACUUUAUGGCUUUGUUUUGGUUGACCGGCGAAAAAUUACACGGUACUACUCUGCUGCAAAUUUUUAUUUUUGACCUGUGCACGAUGAUCAAGUAACAACGAGAUCCUCGCAAGUGAGCUGGAAGAAAAAGAGCCUAAAGAAUUCAGAUUUCUACGGCAUUCAACACCACUGUUGAAUUGUGAUCAGGUUCCUUGACGGGAACGAAUAAUCCAUGAAAAUUUGCCUCGCUCCCAGCAUGUGGCCUCGUAACUUAGUUGGCAGCAGCAUCCAACUAUUUGAGAGACAUGAGUUCGAAUCUGUAAUUUCUGUAAAUUUGGCUCACCUGCGAAGAUCUUUUGUUCCCUUGUAGACAACACGUAAUCGCCUCAUUUUGAUUCAUGGAUAGCAAAUAGCAAUGUAACAUUCGAGUAUUAGAAUAACGUACAAAGUUCCUGCAAGUAUUUACAUGAAUGAAAGCAGAAUAACUUCUCUUUCCACAUCCUUUCAGCUAAAUCAGUUACUUUUUAUAGUGUUUCCUCGACUGACUGUCACCAUUCUUUGGGCGCACAUUCGCGCUCUGCAAUGUUUUGUCUGUGUAAGAGCGUAAGCAUGGAUAAGAUUUCUUUCUUUUUAUGCAGGCAGUGGUAUUUGAUGGAGAGGAGCAAGCAUUUCAAAGUGUCAUGAAGGGAAAAGUAAGUCCAAUGUCCGUGACUGCAUCUGACACAUCUGUAAAGGAGCUCUUUUGUAUUGAGUAUCGUAAAACCAGAACCAAACUAAUCGCAAAGGCCAACCAGAUUAAAUGUUAGCAUCGCAGUUAAUUAAGGUUUUGCUAUAAUAAGUUGAGAGAGUGGCGCAAUCUCGUAUUACUUUCGAAAUUCACUAUCCUGGCUCGUUAGUCAGGCAAGCGAUAAAAGUUCCAUCUGGGCUCGCUUACAGAUCUGGUAAUCUUGUCCGCCCAUUAUUAUCGUUAUUGUUGCUGUUAUUGUUCUCUGCGUCAACUCGCGAUGAUUGCUAGCAGUCGAGAAGAAGCCACGACGGUGUGACGAAGUUAGUUUAUGGAAAUCAUCUUACAAAUCAAUAAAAAGAUUCAUGAAGUUCUCGAUUUCUCUGAUAGAUCAAAGCCGGCGAUGUACUGGUCAUUCGAUAUGAAGGUCCACGAGGCAGGUGAGUGGUCUGCACGUGAUAUACUAUUACCAGUCCUUAGUCCCAGUGCUUCAAUGUUCAAUGAACAUUUCAGUCUUAGUAUAUGUUGCUUCCAAAAUAGAUAAAACGACUUUUUAGUUCGUAAAAUUCACGAAAGACUAGUUUAAAUUACAAUCUGUCGACACUGGUUGAACUCUCUUGUCACGUGUUCCUCUUUCCCUUUUUUGGCGUGAACUCAUGCAUUACUUAAAAACAAAAACGUGCUAAAAGGGUAACUUUUAUUUGUUUAUUUAUUUAUUUGUGUAUUCAUCUAUGUUGUUGUUAUCACUCCUUUGAAUCUUUACCUCCUUAGCGUUUACUCGUUAAUUUCAGAUUAAUUUAUAGAAGUAGCAAUUCUAUCUGAUGACUGAUUUUUUUAAAACCGACAACUAUCAGGAGAAAAUCCUCGGACACAAACGCCAAUAUACUGCAAAAACGUUGACCCUAAUAGGGUAAGCAAUCAGUGAUGAGACCCAACGGCUUUAUGGGUACAGUUAUACAUGAUAACCACAAUUAGGUGCACGUGGUAAAUGACAGAAGUUAUCCACACUUUUCUGAAAGAAAAGAAUUGUCGUAAACAAAGAUUUUCAUGAAUAAUGAAAAAGUCAAGCAUUAUGUAACUGUAAGAAGAUUUCCAGUAGCUCUACCAAAUUUUGAAACACCAGAAGUUUGCAUAAACUUUUUACCUUUAAGCCUAUGUGAACUAAUGGCGCUCAGGCGAAUUUGCCCUUUUUAUAGAUGGAAUGAUGAAUGUCCAUUCUGCUGAAAUGUUUAAUGCUUCUUAAGAGAAAGUUUUCAAAAUAUUUUUUUCAUGUUUAGUCCAGGGAUGCCAGAAAUGUUGGUCCCCAGCGGUGCCCUGGUUGGCGCAGGACUGGGAAAGAAAGUAGCAUUGGUAACAGACGGACGAUUCAGCGGUGCUUCCCAUGGCAUCAUGAUCGGUCACGUGUCACCUGAAGCUCAGGUCGGAGGUCCAAUAGGGUUGAUACAGGAUGGUGAUAUCAUAGUAAUAGACCAGGAAAAUGCAACUUUGCAUGUGGUAAGUUUAGUUUAAUCUAGGUCUGCUUCUGUUUAGCUUUUUUCAGCUCUGUGAUUGGUCCAGAAUACUUUCGCCACUUUCUCAACCAAUCAGAUCCAAAACGUAAACCAAUCGCGACUUGUUCACUUGAUUUCCAGUGCUUCAGACUGUUUGCCUGUUUUAAUUUGAUUUUUCAUUGGCUCCUUGAAAUAUUUUCCUUUGUUCCGAUUGGUUGGUGUGAUUUCCUUGGUUUUGGUUUCAGGACACUCAGUCCACUUUAUGUUUUUUGCGAUCUUUUCUUGGUAACAAUGAUAUUAGCACCACAAACUAAAAAUGCACGUUAUUUUCUCCUGGCCUUGUGAUUCCGGAAAAAUUAGAAAGAGUAACCAUCAUUUAGAGUACCUUUCAAUAACAAAAGGAUGGAGAUGACUUUUUUUUUUAACCAGCCUAUGCAGCGCUGAUUUAUAAUGAUAACUGAACUGAGUGUAGUGCAAUUUGGUCUUCAUUCAUACUCGUGGUUUCAAAAUCGAACGAGCGCGCAUAAAGCCAAUCAGAUUGCAAGCAUUUCAUCAGUGUUUUUAAAAUGGAUCUAAAAUAGAAUGAAAACAGACGGUUAUAGAUGUAAGUCACAGACUGAAUUCUCCCCUGGGACUCAGAGUUAUUCUCUGUCAGAAGCUCGAUACAAACAUGCAUUGUAUGGUUAUUUGACCAAUGAGCUUAAUGUUGUCGUCGUUUUCUUUCUUUUCCUAAACAAGGAAAGCGCUUUUGCGCAAGAGCACACUUUUCUCAAAAAUGUUACAAAUUUCUUUCUCAGGAACUCACAGAUGACGUGCUGCGCGAGCGAAAGUUAAGAUGGCAACCACCGCCCAGAAGGCUCACGGGACUACUUCAGAAGUACUCCAGAGUAGUUUCCAGUGCUCAUGCGGGAGCCGUUACUCACUAAUCAACAAAAUAUAGGGAUCUAAUUAAAAUUGUUAGAAAAAUUAUGGCUAAUCUUGAUGUAAUGAAAAAUGAUUAUGAUGGUGGUAAAAACCUGUCAAGAAUUAAGAAAACAAUAAAUGAACAAACAAAUGCAGGAGCCCAUUAGGAUUGGAAUGCAAUUAGAUUGCAAAGUUCUCGUGAAUAUCUAUCAGACAAGACUCUUUGUAGGAACACAUUUUCCGUUUGCAGUUUGUCUAGAAACGAUUCUUACGCAUAAAAUAGGACCGUAUUUGUACAUCCGUUUUAAAGCUAUUAUUUUACGUAGGGAAUGUACUUAUGUUACUUAAAUAGUUAUUAAAUUCAAUUACUUUGGAG